CGGUUUUUCCUACUGGAAACAUGACUACUGACGAGGAACGUCCUGGUUUCGGCCAUGUCUCCUUUGCAGAGUCACAUAUGGCAAAGUUUGGGUGGGAGAAAGGACAAGGGCUAGGGAAGAAUAGAGACGGUAUUAGCCGAGCGGUAUCAGUUGGGUUCAAAAAUGACACUCAGGGGCUGGGCGCCAAAGCCGACGAAUGGUCUUUUGCGUGGUGGGACCACGUUUUCAACAAAACCUCAGCGUCCAUCCAAAUCUCCAAGGACGAAACUUCCGAAACGAUUCAAGUCAGUGCCCAAGUCAACAAAAAGGCAGAAAAAGCCCUAUUAUACGGAUCGUUUGUUAAAGCCACACCUGAAAACGUGGUCAGCGAGGAUAAGGACUAUACAAUCAAGGUGACGGACGAGGAGCUCUUGAAGGCGUGUGAGGGGAGGACAGCGAGGAAGGGCGCUAGGGCGCAUCAACCUGGCAAGCUGGCCAGAGCGGGUAUGGAGGAACUGACGGGUUCUGUGUCGGAUGAGGAAAGACAGGUUGGGUUGAAGAGGAAGACAGUGUCGGAGGAUGGAGAUGAAGGCGAUACCGUGGAGAAAAAGAAACGAAAAAAGGAGAAAAAGGAGAAGAGACGUAAGGAGAGAACGAACGAAGAGGAAGAUAAAAAGAGCAAAAAGCGGGAAAAGAAGAAUCGGGACAAGAAGGCUGAGAAGAAGGCCAAGACAAAGCGCCUAUCCAAGUGUGAUACUCCGCCAAGCACUGAGGAUGACUCUGAACCUGCCAAACCCGACACCGCUACACAAGAGAGAAAUCAUCAAGCAAAUGACACAAAAGAGGACUUGUGCACCACCCUUGCCCCAUCAGACCCCAUUCCCUCAGACAACCAAAUAGAAAUAAAAGACAAGAAGAAAAAGAAGCGACGAGAAACAUCACCACCAUCCGAGACUGCCGACGACGAAACGGCGCCACCAAAGGCGAAAAAGGAAAAAAAGAAAAAGACCAAAACAAAGACGACGACAGCGGAUGCAGACAGCCAGGACAGGACUGUGCAAAAGAAGAAAAAGAAGCGAAAGGGCAUGGAUGCAUAAAUAAAGAGCGCCGCAUAUAUAGGCAAUGGAUUUUUUGCUACACAGAUAUACAUUGUACAUAGUAAUGAUAACUGUCAGUUACAUACGCUGUAUCUAUAUACAGCCAUACAGGGGUCUAAUCAAGUGUUGGAGGGGGCUAAUCGAAGAAUAC
This is a messenger RNA of Spizellomyces punctatus DAOM BR117, 1227 nucleotides long. RefSeq lists its product as uncharacterized. Gene Ontology annotation, biological process: regulation of ribosome biogenesis. The coding region runs from base 21 to 1076 and encodes 351 amino acids. Gene Ontology annotation, cellular component: nucleolus. The transcript is spliced from 3 exons. Lineage: Eukaryota; Fungi; Chytridiomycota; Chytridiomycetes; Spizellomycetales; Spizellomycetaceae. The record is from RefSeq and is a predicted model, not a curated record. Gene Ontology annotation, molecular function: nucleic acid binding.